AGGAAAUUGAAGACGAACACACUUCCGUAAACGACAAGAGCCAGUCUUCUAUGGCUGCUACCACACACUCGCUACUUUUUAUGAUCUUCAACCAGGUUUUCCGUGUGUGUUUAUCCUCGUUUUGUUGUCUCAGUGAUGGAUCGCAGCAGAUCACCUGACAGAGCUGGCAGAGAGAAAAAACACAAGAAGAAGAAGAAACGGAGACGGUCUUCCUCUUCUUCUUCAUCAUCAUCAUCAUCGUCGUCUUCCUCAUCCAGCAGCAGGAGUCGAAGCAGAUCAAAGAAAGCAUCACACAAGAGUCAAGAUGUGAAAACACAAAGAAAGAAGCGCAGACGAAGCUCCUCUUCUUCACCCACCUCUUCUUCCUCGUCAUCUUCAUCCUCGUCGAGCGAUGAAAAGACAAAGAGGAGGAAAAGUAAAGCCAAGAAAAAGAAGCCCAAGAAGAAGAAGGCGAAGCUGAAGAAACAGAGGAAAAGGGAAAAGAAGAAGAAAGAGAAGCUGAAGAAGAAGGAGAAGAAGAAAGCAGAGGUGGUGUUGUCCAGUCCUCCAGCAGAGAAACCUCCAUCGUAUCUGGAGGUGUGGCAGAGUGAUGAGGGGGCAGUGGAGCUCGGACCUGUGAUGACAGAUGAGCAGAAGGCCCGACUCUCCACUAAGAGGCCCCUCACCAAAGAGGAGUACGAGGCCAGACAGAGUGUGAUCCGCAGGGUGGUGGACCCAGAAACAGGACGCACCAGAUUAGUGAGAGGAGAAGGAGAGAUCAUAGAGGAGAUAGUCAGCCGAGAAAAACACAAAGACAUCAACAAGCAAGCCACCAAGGGGGACGGGAAUGCCUUCCAGAGGAAAGUGGGACUCAACAGGUAGAAGAUGUCGUGGUCUACUCCAGGAGUGUAGCCUCAAUAAAAUGAAUUUUAUAUCAUGAUUUCAAACAGUUGCCUGUGAUUUAACUGUAUAGUAGUGAAGGUACAGAAUUAUCAGGGCAUGUACUCUUGAUGUACACUAAUGAGUUUAAUCCAGGUAAAAGCCAGUAUCUCCUAUUGAUUUGCCUUAUUAAGUCUAUGCUGAUAAAGGAGCUAUAAAGAGAAACAGAUGAGUUAGUGAGCGACUUGAAUGUUUUGAGUCAACUCAGCUCUGCAAAAGGAACUCUACACGAGGAAGGUGUCCCAAAUAAUUUGCACAUGCAAUGUAUGUUUACGCUGAUUAAUGCUUAUUUAUUUUGUCCAUGUUUUAAAGCAUUUCAGUGAGUACAUUUAAGGAUCAGGUUGUCAGUUUUUGUACUUAAAAUCAAAGACAUUAAGAAGCUGAUUUAAGUGUUUGGUAACCUGUGUGACUCUGCAAACCUUUUUUUAUUUUGGCUACAUACUCUACACCCACUCUCACAUGUCUUCUCACCUUUACAUCUCACAUUUAGUUUCAUUUGGUUCUCUGAAUAAAUCUACAUUUGUGUUGACUGCAA
Molecule: messenger RNA, 1453 nt
Organism: Siniperca chuatsi (mandarin fish)
Lineage: Eukaryota; Metazoa; Chordata; Actinopteri; Centrarchiformes; Sinipercidae
Gene: arl6ip4
Product: ADP-ribosylation factor-like 6 interacting protein 4
Exons: 5
Coding region: 136-861 (241 amino acids)
Source: RefSeq, a predicted model, not a curated record